Molecule: messenger RNA, 485 nt
Organism: Symsagittifera roscoffensis
Lineage: Eukaryota; Metazoa; Xenacoelomorpha; Acoela; Convolutidae
Product: neurocalcin-like
Exons: 3
Coding region: 120-446 (108 amino acids)
Molecular function (GO): calcium ion binding
Source: RefSeq, a predicted model, not a curated record
CGUUUCUCAACCAGUUGUUGCUAACAUCAUUUUCACGCAGCUUUAAAACUAACUGGAAAUGGUGAAAUCUGGCUUUUUGACUCGACUAAAAAACUGACAAGAUCAGCUUCAGGGAGUUUAUGUUGAAUGUAAACAUUAUCCACAGAGGCACUCCUGAAGAGAGACUGCAGAUGGCAUUCACACUCUACGACAUAGAUGGAGACAAGAAACUCGCCAAACAAGAACUCACCGAAAUCAACAAGGCUAUGCUGGCGCUUGUGGGAACUAUAAUGAUCGGAGCUGCAGAAGAUGAAUUGAAUCCCUCGAUUAGGACAAAGAGGAUAUUCCGCCAGAUGGACAAACAGAGAAAGGGAUACUUGACUUACAUGGAGUUCGCAGAGGGUAUUAAAAAUGACCCGGUCAUUGCGAAGAUGCUACUGGAUGACAAACUUGGAUUCAGGCGGUGAUUUAAUUGCCACGUGGAAAACUGUGAACUUUCAUUUACU